Molecule: messenger RNA, 1857 nt
Organism: Trypanosoma theileri
Lineage: Eukaryota; Euglenozoa; Kinetoplastea; Trypanosomatida; Trypanosomatidae
Exons: 1
Coding region: 1-1857 (618 amino acids)
Source: RefSeq, a predicted model, not a curated record
AUGGAACUAAACUUUGACAUCCCGAGUACUUUUUCUGGAGGCAGAGCAAAUUCGUUUCCUGAAGUCCCUUUCUCUUAUCAUGGACAACGAACAGAUGCUCUUGUACUGCUCCCUUCGGGUGAGACGGUGGUAUAUGUAAGGAUGGGAAAUAUGACGUAUCUGAGUGGGGAGUGGCGCCGUGAUCAGGCACUGCAGCCUCGGAGCUUUCGUAGUUUUGGUAUCACAAAUUUGGGACCAUAUGUCUUAGGUAUUGCAGAAUAUGUGCGGCUCUUUUAUGUUCCUUCUACUAGCCCUUUGACUCCCACGCAAUGGACUUCUUUUCUUCACGCUGAGGAAGGUCUUAACACUGAUUAUUCAAGCUCUUUUGCGAAGAGUUUAAUUUCUGCUACCCAUAGAGAAAUGAAGAUGAUUGAAGAUCAAUGUUGUUUGCAUCCUUUUCACUACAUAGCUGGUAGUGAUGUUCUUUUUGAUUUUGCUAAUUACGCAGAGCUUUUCUGUUAUGGAAGAGAGACUCUUAUUGCUAUCAUAGUAACAAAUGAUAAACAACUGGUGUGGAUCCCAUUUGAUAUCAGUUCUACACUACCACCAAAUCGUGUAUUUACGGAUUCACCCUUUAAAUACGAUAAGAGUAGUUUUCCCGUAUACAAAAUUUCUUUGAACUGGGAUAUGGAUGAACCCAAACCAAUUAACUGUUUUUUCUUUCGUUUAGUGCGUCCAUCUGUCGUUCGUUUAUUGCUUAUUUUUGAUUCAGCGUACUUUAAUGUUGUAGAGUUCAAAAUAAGGACUGAUUUGGAUAGUGAUACAUCAGAACGACAAUACUCCCCUCUAUAUGAGGCGUCAUGGUCUUUUGAUAGUGUUCCACUCUCAACCUAUUCUUUCGAGGGUUCUUAUAGUGAUAAUUCUUUUUCUGAAAUAGGAGAAGUGAUGGUUAUCGGCGGGGAUAAGGCAAAACGGUUUGUCAAAGAAAUGAAGUGUUUUUUUGUGUACGUUUCCCUCUCUACGGAUGAGCAAUACGUGGCAAUGACAGCUGAUUUAGAUGGAUUAGUGGCAGUGUUUGAUUAUGACGCUUCUGUGUUUCAGACACCGUCUUGGAAUAAAUGUCCACUUAGUCUGCGGUAUGUGGUAAAGGUUCCCGAAGGUUGUUUUUGUCUUGGUGUGCAACCUUAUGGACCUUCCAUGUUUGUGGUUUUAGUAAAUAGUCAUACUUGUUCUUUUCUGCUCGUCUUGGAUGCUGCAAAUCCAAGAGCAGCCCUUAAAGUUUUACAAGUAGGAAGGUGCUCAAUUAAGGGUCUUCGUGUGGAUACUGAGAGAGAGGUGGCAGUGAUCGCUGUUGAUGAGGGUCUAUUUUCGGAAAAAGCCGGUGUAAGGCGACUGGACUUACCACCCAAGUUUAACCCUAUCAAAUCGCUUUGCGUUAUGUGUUGCGAUUGGAUUAGGGAAACUGCGUUUUAUCAGCUUCGCGCAUAUGUAUUACAGAAUUGUUUGACCUCUUCCCUUUCGCAUUCGUCUUCUUCUACCCCUUUGGAUGACACCUCUAUUGAUUACAAUGGACAUAAAUUUUUAAAACGGCUUCCAACAUACUUUGGGCGCCGCUGCCGUUUUGGGCAUAUGGUGGGUCCUUCACAACCUCUGGUUGCAUCAAUGAUGGAUAAACCUCUAUCAGAAGAUUGGAAAGUUGUGUUUCCAGGUGAGAAAACGUCUGAAACUAGUCUGAUAAUGUCCUCUGAGGACGGUAACUUAUCUCCUUUAUGGAUAUGUGGUGGAUGUUCUCGCCGUUUUUCUGUUAUUUCUCCCUUUAUUCCUCCAGUAGCUUGUAAAAAAUGCUCUUCAGUUUUCUGCAGUGAAUGCUUCCCAUGA